AUGCCACAAGAAUGGAAAACAAGAGAAUUGUCUGAUUUCAUUGUUUGCCUUCCUUUCAGAUCCUUGAAAACAGAGCCUGUUUUAAGUAUCAGCAAGCUUGCUGUGAUGGAAGUCCUGAUGAAGGGAAGAAACUGUGGGAUUGGGAGUGUGAGAAUUGCCCCUAGCAAUGCUGCUGCGAGACAAAGAACCAACUUUGUGCAAGGAAAACAAUCUUUCUCCCCACCCUCCCUAAUGAUGGAGUUACAGGCAAAGAUGAAGACCGAUCACAAUAACUCCUACUCUCGUGCAUCUUGGUAUUUGGUUCAUCCAAACACGGUUGGGUUUAUGUUCGCCAUUCCCAUGGCACCGGCUCUUCCUUCUGCUUCAGAUCCGGACAUUAGCAAGAGCGAUACCAUUUCCUCCUCAUUUCUUAAAACAGUUUGUUUGGUCGAUUGGUGGUUGAUUAAAACGGAAAAAGAUUUCUGUGGGAAGAGGUUAGCAGUGGGAGGCAUCACAUCGAAAGAGCAACAAGCAGUUCGAGCCUUUUCCUCUUCUCCAAUUUUCAAGAAAUAUGAUGCAUUCACUCUAGAGACAGCUGAUGGAAUCACUGUAAUGGUCAAGGGCCUUAUAAAUAGAGAUCGCACACUUCAAAAUGGUUUCCCCUCUGAGGUCUGCAGUCAUUUCUUAUUUGGAUUUCCUUAUGAUUGGGAGACAUAUUCAGGUGAAUAUUUUCAUAGAGAAUCCACCAUCUCAAAUGUUCCAUUGAACAGCCCUGUUUAUGGAGAAUGCAAUGAUGAUACGAGGAAUAGUGAAGAAAUAUCAAAUUCUGGAAACUGUAGCUGUGAGGCCAUUGAGGAUAAGGUUCCUUCAGUACCAAUAAGCUCUAAUGUGAAAAAUAUUAGGCCGUCGAAGGUCAAUGUCUUGGUGCAACUUGAACCUCCUACUAAUUUUCCUGCAGUAUCAUCUAGAAAGCUGACAGUCUCAAACGGCAAUGGAAAACAUAGCACAAAAAACAAAAAUGAAGAUGGCUCAAAGGGUAAAGAUGAGAUUAGAAGAGUUGAUCUUGUUGAAGAGGCAUUAAGUGGUGGAAAUAUCUCCGGUUUUGCUAGAAGAGGCCUUAAAGGAACUGCAGAACAAUCUUUGGUUACCACACCAAAUAUUGUGCGUUCCAAAAUUUCAAAAAGAAGCGUGGAUCCUACGGUGGUAAUUGGUUUAAAAAUGAAUGUUAGUUCUCCAUCUGAUCUUAAACAAAAUAAAUAUCCUGAUAGAAGAGUAAGUGACAGAUUGAAAAAUCUAAAAAGUUACCAGAAAGAAAAUUCAGAUUCUACCUUAUAUUUGACAAAUGAAGACAAUAAACCAAAUUCUAUGAUAGAGACCUUUGAUAAUCCAACUGCAGAAAAGAUGGCUGCUGGAAAGAGUGAACCAACCAAAAACCCUUCUGGACGCAAAACAAACAGUUCUAAGGGAAUUCAUCGUCACUCUGGAACCAGACAAUCAAGUUAUGGUCUGAGGAACCUGAAGAAUAAAUUCAAUAAGGACCAAGCAGCUGGCUAUAGUCAUGAAACUGAAACAGAUGAGGUCAACCCUGUCUCAGUGGAUUCUGUAUUGGUAAAUAAUAUUACAAAAGAUAUAGGUCACAAAUCAAAGCGUAAAAGUGCCCUUGAUCUGCCUGAUGUUGGUCUUAAAGAGAUGAAGGCUGGGGAAGUAGACAGUAUGUAUCAACAACAUUGGACCCAGCUAGACAACAUGUCUUCUCUCUCCCCUGAGUCUGUUAAAGAACCAGAGUGUCUGAUUGUUACCGAUCAAGGCAAUUCAGAGACUACCAACCAAAUUGAAGACAAAGAACCAGAUUGCGUGAAAGCUACAGACUGUAGUGGUGCAGAGAGUACCAACCAAGUUGAAGACUCUUGGUCUCCCAUUACGUCUGGUGAUGUGAAGCAUACUGAUUACCUAAAGCUCUCAGCUGGAGCGGGAGAAAGGAGCACGGAAGAACUAAGUACAUCUGGGAAAAAAACAAAGAGGAAACUGGAUUACAAUCCACACGCAUGUUCUACUCAUCACAGGAUGAAGGAAUGUUCUAUUGUCUCUCCAGAAUCUCUCAGUAAUAGAAGAUCUAAAUUGGGGCGAGUACUUCUUCCUCCUCUAGCUUUCUGGGAUAACCAGCACGUAGUGUAUGAUGCGGAUGGUCAUAUUAUUGGAAUUCGGAAUGGCCUGACAAAAGGAGAAUCUUCUGCAGGAAGUAAAUCAGGGGCCAUGAAAAGGAAAAAGAGACUCAUAUGAGUUUUAGGGACAGUUCACCAUUCUCCAUUGGAAUUUUCAUCUGGAGAUUGUGUGCAGGUUUCUUGCUCUUGUUGACGUGUAGUGGAUAAACUGUGGCCUUAGAU
Messenger RNA from Telopea speciosissima, 2363 nucleotides. Its product is annotated as kinetochore-associated protein KNL-2 homolog. The record is from RefSeq and is a predicted model, not a curated record. The transcript has 12 exons. Bases 1 to 2259 code for a protein of 752 amino acids. Lineage: Eukaryota; Viridiplantae; Streptophyta; Magnoliopsida; Proteales; Proteaceae.